Messenger RNA from Copidosoma floridanum, 1697 nucleotides. It is a transcript of the gene pont, whose product is annotated as RuvB-like helicase pontin. Gene Ontology annotation, molecular function: ATP binding; ATP-dependent activity, acting on DNA; ATP hydrolysis activity. The record is from RefSeq and is a predicted model, not a curated record. NCBI's taxonomy places the organism in Eukaryota, Metazoa, Arthropoda, Insecta, Hymenoptera, Encyrtidae.
CGUGCGAGACUCGUUUGAUCAAACAAGUUUCUUAGUGAAGGUUUUUCUGUAAAAAAAAAUCAUCAUCAUGAAGAUCGAGGAAGUUAAAAGCACUGCUAAAACCCAAAGAAUUUCCGCACAUACACACGUUAAAGGCCUCGGCCUGGACGAAAAUGGACAGGCAUUACCGUUUGCAGCCGGUCUCAUUGGUCAAGAAAUGGCUAGAGAGGCUGCAGGAUACAUCGUUGACAUGAUCCGAAGUAAAAAAAUGGCAGGCCGUGCAAUUUUGUUUGCUGGCCCACCUGGCACAGGAAAAACUGCUAUUGCUUUAGCCAUUGCCCAGGAGUUGGGCAACAAAGUGCCUUUCUGUCCAAUGGUAGGCUCUGAAGUUUACAGUACUGAAAUUAAGAAAACAGAAGUCCUUAUGGAGAACUUUAGAAGGGCUAUUGGUUUGAGAAUCAAAGAGUCCAAAGAGGUGUAUGAAGGUGAAGUUACAGAGUUGUCACCAGUAGAAACAGAAAAUCCAAUGGGUGGCUAUGGCAAAACAGUAUCGCACGUUGUUAUUGGAUUGAAAACAGCUAAGGGAACGAAACAGCUCAAGUUGGAUCCUUUAAUUUAUGAGUCUUUACAAAAAGAAAAAGUUGAAGUGGGAGAUGUUAUUUACAUUGAGGCAAAUAGCGGUGCUGUCAAGAGGCAAGGUAGAAGUGACAACUAUGCAACUGAAUUUGAUUUAGAAGCCGAAGAGUAUGUGCCUCUGCCCAAAGGAGAUGUACACAAAAAGAAAGAAGUCGUUCAGGAUGUGACCUUACACGAUCUUGAUGUUGCCAAUGCAAGACCUCAAGGAGGUCAAGAUAUCAUGUCCAUGAUGGGCCAGCUAAUGAAACCUAAGAAAACCGAAAUAACAGACAAAUUAAGAAAAGAAAUUAACAAGGUAGUAAACAAAUACAUUGACCAAGGAAUCGCCGAGCUGGUUCCAGGAGUUUUAUUUAUUGACGAAGUACACAUGCUUGACAUUGAAACAUUCACUUACCUUCACCGAGCUUUGGAAACGGCUAUUGCACCCAUUGUCAUUUUCGCGACGAAUCGCGGCAAGUGCGGUAUCCGUGGAAUGGAAGAUAUCCAAUCGUCACAUGGUUUGCCUUUAGAUUUGUUGGACAGAGUUCUUAUUAUCAAAACUUUACCCUAUUCAAGAACUCAAAUCGAGCAAAUCAUCAAAUUGAGAGCAGUUACGGAAAGUCUGCAAAUUGAGGACGAGGCUCUCACAGCUCUCAGCGAACUUGGCGAAAAAACGACUUUGAGAUAUGCUAUUCAGUUGUUGACACCUGCUUCCAUUACAGCUAAAAUCAAUGGAAGAACCAGUAUCAGCAAAGAAGACAUUGACGAGGUGAAAUUUUUGUUCCUCGAUGCCAAGUCAUCUGCUGAAAUUCUCUCUCAACAGAAGGAUAAAUUUUUGAAAUAGUUAAGCUAGGAUUUUUAGUUAAUCUAUGUUUUAAUUACCUUACCUACUUAAGUUUAAAAUAUUUUGUAAUAAAAUCCGCUUCAAAUAAUUAGUUGCCCGAAUCAUUGUAACGAAACAAUUCACCCUUGCUCUUUCGUCGCAACUUUUAAUUAUCCUAUUAAUGACAGAAUCAGUGUAGCAGCUAUAAACUAUGUCACGUAUUUUCUUGAGAAUCUUUGUCUUGUUUGCCAAUGGUCAAUGUAAAUUGAAAUAAACUCGC